AUGGCAUUAUCCACCAACCAAACACUUAUGACCAAUGGCCUACUACGCAUCUAUCACGACAGCAUGGAAAACGCAUUGUCUUGCUGGUUGACGGAGAAGACAUGCCCUUACGGAAUUACCAUUCCUUCGCCAGCGUUACUCAAGAACUCCAAUCCGCAUGAGUCAAUGUCAGAGGAAUGGGGUUCAAAUUGGUCGAACCGAAUCUUCGCACGAGUCUGUCGUCUCGACCGCGCUUCGUCCGUCGUUCGAGGACGGCUGUUGACCCAAUCAGAGGAGAAAUUAGCAUCGAAAGCACUCCACCUGGCAAUCAUGUCUUUUGCAACUCAAUGGGCUCAAUCGAGUAAUCGUAGUACCGCCAAAUUUUCGUCGUUCGACUCAAAAGACGAUGAAGUCAUUGAUGAUGGGGCUGAGCCAGCUCGAGGAGAGGGUUCGUCACCUCUGAGCACGGAAUUUGACCGAUCUAUUCAAGAGUCAUUCUGGUACCAGGCUCGAAGAGCCUUACAAGAUUCCGCAGAAAUCGAAUCCUUCCGUGUCAUCUUCGCCCACAUCAUUUUCUCUUUAACCCAGCGCCCACUCAAUGUCGCUGCACACGUUCGAGCAAUCAAAGGGAGACGGCGGCGAAGCUCUGCAAAGCGAUUCAAUGACAGUGCUUGGCCUGGAGCUUCACCUCCAUCUUCUGAAUCGACCCGAUCAGGACACUGUUCUGCGACUGCUUGUGGGGCUUCGACGUAUCAAACAACACCGGGAGUAAUCAAUACAUCAAAUUCCGGUGUAGCUGGCUUGGAUGAAGUGACUGAGCUCGAAGGUCCUCCAAUCUUCUUAGAGACCGCUCUACGACAAAUAUUCUCAUAUCGAUGCAAAUUAGAAAGCAUAGAAAGGCAACGGACGAUCGCAAUGAAGAAGUGCGCCUCUCCCGAGAUGGCAGAAAACCCCAACAUACUCAGCACUAAAGACCGUAAGACAUUCGAUCUCCUAUUCUGGCUCGCCGUCAUGUUUGAUACUCUCUCCGCUGCCAUGAACAAACGCCCACUGGUCGUCUCGGACGAAGACAGUGACAUCCGGGAUGGCAAUCUCCCAGGGCAACACAUAUCCCAGGACGACAUAAUCAGCAACCCUUCUCCAACAUACCGAUCCAUGCUCGCCAAAGAGGGGGACUCGAAACUAUGGGGCGACUUUCUUCUCCGACAAAAACACCUCCGCUUUUGCCAUAAAAUAGCGCGGUGGCCAUGCUCGUACGAAGACGCUGCGUCAACUCUUUGCGAUGCCGCUCCCAUCAAGGUCCUACUAUUCCGAAAAGUGACGCAUUUGCAGACCCUACUAUCCCGGCGCGUCAUGUACGAGAAGCUCGAACAAACCAUCCUAGAUGCUCUACAAGUCUACCAGCACUGGAAUGACAGCUACAAUCAGUUCAUCCUCGACUGCAUCGCCAACCACGAUGACUUGCCCCCGAGGAUCCAGUCCUGGUACGUCGUCCUCGCGGGCCACUGGCACCUGGCCGCACUGCUUCUAGCAGACAUCAUCGAAGUGAUUGAUGACGGCCAGCUGGGGCUUGAAUCGCAGCAAAACGUCCGUCACUCCUCUCGCCUCGUGUCAAAGCUACGGGAGCAAAACGCGAACGUCCUUUCAGACCUCGGGCGAUGUUCAUGCCCAGGGUACAACCUCUCCUUCCCCCAAGCUCGCGAAUUCCACUUCGCAGUCAGCGAGGGGGCACUGCUCACGGAGCCUUGGACCGUCGUGCUCAUCCGGGCUUUCAGCAAAGCCGGCUACAUACUUCUCAACCGCAUCUCUCACCCUAGACCAUCGUGGUAUGAACGAGGCGAGAUUCCUCGGGAAUCAGAGAUCGCGCAAUGCCAGCAAAGAUUGAGUUUCUGCAUCAGGGCAUUGUGGAACCUGGGGAAGAAGAGCGACAUGGCGUUCUUGGCCGCUACGGCGCUGUCCACGGCGCUGAAGGACGUGACAGAUGAGAUAGCGGGGAAGGCUGAGGAAUUCCAAGCUAUCACUGGGUCUGAUGGGGAAGGUUUAGCGGCAUGA
Molecule: messenger RNA, 2031 nt
Organism: Mytilinidion resinicola
Lineage: Eukaryota; Fungi; Ascomycota; Dothideomycetes; Mytilinidiales; Mytilinidiaceae
Exons: 2
Coding region: 1-2031 (676 amino acids)
Source: RefSeq, a predicted model, not a curated record